AUGGCCGCUGUCAACGUGGUUAUAGCCGUUGCUAACAAUGAAGCAAUUGCUCCUCUGUCGGACUUUGGGACUAACCUAGCCUUCUGUUUUUGUUCGGCAUCUUCGGCAAUCACUUUUUCCGUCACUACUUCUUACCAAGCAAUCGAUCAGCACUACGACAUUUUCUUUUGGUUUGUUGCUGGCGUUGGAGUACUAGAGAUCAUACUGGCGCUCACACUGGAAGACAUGGCAUGUCCUUUGAAAUUGAUGCGAGGACGCUUCUUCGCGUCAAGCAAAUUGAAAAACAAAGAAUCAGAGGGUCGACCCCAAGCUGGAGAGGAAGGCACAGCAUCUUAA
Echinococcus granulosus is the source of this 336-nucleotide messenger RNA. RefSeq lists its product as hypothetical. Bases 1 to 336 code for a protein of 111 amino acids. The record is from RefSeq and is a predicted model, not a curated record. The transcript is spliced from 3 exons. NCBI's taxonomy places the organism in Eukaryota, Metazoa, Platyhelminthes, Cestoda, Cyclophyllidea, Taeniidae.